This is a messenger RNA of Ambispora gerdemannii, 1716 nucleotides long. NCBI's taxonomy places the organism in Eukaryota, Fungi, Glomeromycota, Glomeromycetes, Archaeosporales, Ambisporaceae. The record is from the annotation of a GenBank genome assembly.
AUGGAGCGACUACAGGAUCCCGUAACAGAAUGGGACGUCAAUAAGGUGCACACUUGGCUCUCUCAAAUUGGGUAUCCGACCUACGAACUACAACUAAAAGAACACGGCAUCACCGGCGAAAUUUUAGUUCACAUGGAUCAUGAAGCUCUUAAAGAUAUCGGGAUUCGUUCGGUCGGCCAAAGAGUGUCAAUAUUAAAAGCCAUUUAUAAUCUCAAACUUCAACAUAACGUACCAGUUGAAUUGCUCGAUUAUGUCCCGCCUUCCGCGGAAUUUGAAAAUGAAAUGAGUAUGGUUAAUGGGAUGCCGGACAUUCGAAAAUUCGAAAAUGCAUUGCAAGAAAGGGAUGGGUUGAUAGCUCAACUGUCAAGAGAAAUAACACGACUUUCAAAUGACUUAUCAAAAUUACGAGAGGAAUUACAACCAGUUUUCAAAUUUGUAGCAAAAGAAAACAAGCCAUUACCUGAGCCAGACUGGCAAAAUCCUGUCAAAGGAAAAUAUAAUUCAAACUCUUCCAAAAAUCUGUCUGUACAAGUACCAGGUACAAAUUAUUCAAUAAGGUCUUCUUCAUUUCAAAAUGAAGGACUAAGUGCGCCACCUUCGCCACGAUCUCCGCGAGAAGGAGGAAGUCGUGCUCUACCGCAAGUUACCAUUAAUGAUCAUUCGGGGGAAUUUAAAUUCAUGCAAAAUCAAAAUACUGGAAGAGAAGCGGAAACUUUCAAAGCUUUCCGUGUAUCAGUAGAGGAUCCUUGCUAUAAAGUAUUGCCAGCAGCAUUGAAAAAAUAUAAAAUUACAGACGAUUGGCGUCAAUAUGCAUUGUUUAUAUGUUACGGCAAGGAAGAGAAAUGCUUAAGUUACGAGGAAAAACCAUUAUUAUUAUUUCAAAAAUUAAAGGAACAAAAUCUCAAUCCAGUUUUUAUGCUGAAAAAUAUAAAGGAAAUUAAAUCUCCUUUUGCAACCGCUAAAGAGAUUAUAAAUUCACUUAAAGCAAGUAAAGCAAAACGAAGGACAACACUUCUUAAUAAGGAAUUGCCACCUGCACCUCACGAAGGAAACGGAGAAGCUGGCUCUUCACCCUCAUAUAAUCCAUCAAAUUUCGAUGGAUUUAUCGAAGAUGAUCAAUCAGAAGUGACACUGGUAGAAGGAAAUGGAACAGCCGUGGCUAUUUAUCCAUAUAAUCCAGAGCUGGAGGAUGAACUUAAGAUUCUUGUUGGCGAUGUUUUUAAUAUAAAGAGUAAAUCGGGUGGGUGGUGUUUUGUAGAGAAAGAGGGUCGAGAAGGAUGGGUUCCACAAAAUUGUUUAUUAGAGACAACGGUGAACGGUGGUGAUAUGAUGGAUAGUGAUAGUCCGCUGGUGGGGAGAGGUAUUGCAUUGGUUGAUUACCAUAGUAGAGGUGGUGAUGAACUUACUAUGAAAAAGGAUGAUCAUCUUCGAAUUUACAAAAUGGAUAAUUAUUGGUUAUAUUGUGAGAUUAAUGGAGUUCGUGGAUGGGCACCAAGUUGGUAUGUGCGAAUAGAUAAACCAGUGGCUGAUGACGUAGAAAGUGAGGUUGAUCCUACAAGUCCGCGGCGACAAAAUCAUAAUACUUCCAAUAAUGAUAGUAACGGCAAUACCAAUAAUAUUAAUGGACAACAACAAUCAAGAGCUGUACAUUCACCUACAAGAAUUAAUCAUAAUGAUAGUUCAUUUUCUAGUCCAUAUGAAGGAUUUUUGAUUUAA